Messenger RNA from Oxyura jamaicensis (ruddy duck), 5277 nucleotides. It is a transcript of the gene PHOSPHO1, whose product is annotated as phosphoethanolamine/phosphocholine phosphatase 1. Gene Ontology annotation, molecular function: phosphatase activity. Lineage: Eukaryota; Metazoa; Chordata; Aves; Anseriformes; Anatidae. The transcript has 3 exons. The record is from RefSeq and is a predicted model, not a curated record. The coding region runs from base 3802 to 4605 and encodes 267 amino acids. Gene Ontology annotation, biological process: bone mineralization involved in bone maturation.
GGGGGGAAUGUUGGGGGGGGGGGUUCUUUGCUUUAAGUUUUCCUUUUCAGAGUUUCUCUUAAGGUUUAUUUUUGGACAAGGAUGUUGAGAUACUAUAUUCUUCCUACACUGGUUAUUGUUUAGUUCAGUCAGAGUCAGGUAUGAAAUAGGUAAGAGAGAGUAUCUCAAGUCAGCCAAACAUCUUUUCUCUUUAUGUGGGAGAGCCAGUUUUAAUGGCUUUUCAUGGUAUGAUUUUAAGCGGGGGAUCAUAUAAAAUGCUGCUCUUCAGAUUGUGUGUUGGAAUUCGUGGAGUUGUUAAGAGAAGGGAAUUAAGUGAAAUCAUAAAUGUGGUGUUUCUGACUGACUGUAAGAGUGAAAAGUUUGAAUGAGACCAUGGUGUUUCAGUUGCUUUGUUAAGAAAAUGCUGAUAGUGUAUGUACCAUGGGAAGAUCUAUUCCAUAAAUGUAAUAUGCGUAAAAUUAUGGGAUGAUUUCUAGGGGUUGUAGUAAUACGUUUGGCAAAUCUACAUUUUACAGUUGUAGGAUAGGAAACUCUUAAAUGUAGGCAUGUCACUGUUUCAUAAUCUUGAGAGGCUAUGAGGAGGAAAUGACAAGUUUAGUGUGGGAAUUGUGGGCUGGAAUGCCAAAUGUAUCUGUUUUAACCCUCAUGUAGCAGUUACUUUUUCAGGUUUGUAUGUCUCUUCAACUAAAACUAAACAUAGCAGCAUUAUGCAAUCUAGUAAAUUGUUGCUACCUUCAGAGAAGACAGAGGCCCAAGGCAACGUACUGUAAGUCCUCUUUUCCUUAAAAUUCAUAUUCUUCUGUGCUGCUUUUUAAAUUUGUACUCUUCUGAGCUGCUUUUUAAAUUAAAUCCCACCAAACUAUACAUCCAGAUAUCAUCAUAGGCAAAUGUCUAUCUUACUGUUCUGCUUACUAAUGAACUGGGUUUCUGUGGCUAAUGGGAUUGAUUUUUUUAAUAUUUUUUUUUAGUUUUCAAGGUAGAAAUGGUGGAAAUUCUUCCUACCAUUACUUCCUUAAAGUUACUGCUGUUAAGCUCUAUGUUUUUAAAACACUAUAUCCUUUGUCUGUUGGGAAUUAACUCCUUAGUUCAUGUUUUUCAUGAUUUUCUACUAUCUAAUCAUGAAUGUGUUUUUUUUUUUUUCCAUAACAAGCAUAGGAAACUAGGAAACAGGAUGGGCAAUUUUGGCCCAACAAACCUAUUCAGUUUUGAGCUGAAGCCCCUGCCAGCAUUUCUGAAAAUUAAAACAAUGUGUUUUUUAAAUGUUUUCCCUAUAAUAUUUAUGUACACUUUUUUAUCUUCUAGACAAAAAAGACAGUUAUGAAGGUGAAUUUACACUCGUGAUUAAGACUGUUGUAUUUACUGUGGCUGGUCCGCCCCAGAGGUUCUAUGCAUUCCAUGUCAUAAUUGCAACCUACAUUUUCUGUUCCGCUAUUUUAUGGUCAGGCCCAUUAUUAAAUGAUUUUUAUCAUGCUAAAACAAAAACUCCUUGGUAAAUCAGUUGUAUUCUGUUUUUGCAAAAUGGUUUUAUUUGCAAUAAAUUUACAAUAUUAGGCUGCUAUUCAGAAUUCCAAGAUCUGGGGCAGGUUUUUCUUUAUUUCUUGCGGUUUUUGUUUGUUUGCUUUUUUUCUCUCUCUUUAGUUCAUAGCAAUGAUACACUUUAUAUUUUUUUCCUUCCAAGACUUAGGUACUUAGGAAUUCUUUCUGUGGAAGAAGUUUAAACUGUUUAACCUGCUUACCAUCUGUGUUAAGCAUCUGUGACAAACAUACUGAAAGCUCACAGACUGGUCUAAAAGUGUUACAAAGUGGUAGUUAAUACCUAUUUUAGUACAUAUUUUAGAAAAAAAAAGGAAAAUAGAUGUUGCAGAAGUCACAAAAUUAAAGGUUGAGAUUUGCUGUGGCGUUUCACUUCUGCUUAAAUUUGCAUAACUAUGCACACCUACCGAGUUUGUGCAACACUGAGGAAUGUAUUCAAGUGCAUUUACUACUUGCAUAUGUUGAUAAGCUAACAAUAAUGUUUUGUAUUAGCUUUAAUAUAUUUAGUUAGUACAUUAAGAGGUUGGUUUGUUAAAUUAAGGGAUUAGUUUGUGUUGCUGAAAUGCUUCCCUCAAGAAGAGCAAAGACAAAUUACACAAACUUUGGGUUUGGUUUGAAUAUUUCUGGAAAGUGAGACUAACUUUUUUUUUUCUCCAAAGCAUCCUACAGCCUAAAGAAAAGUUUUACUAAAUCUUUAAAAUGAGAUUUUUAAGAGGAGAAUUCACCAGAAUUAACACUGUCAUUGGGAGAUAGGCAUUCCAAGACGAGACGUUUAAAGGGCAGUAUCUUUUCUAGAGAAAUUUAAACCACUAGUCCUUUGGACAGUGCCUUAUCAUUAAUAAAGGCAUAGGCUGUGCAAGGUUGUUUAAUCAGUGUAUUAUCUAAGAUCAAUUUAGCUUUUUGGAUAAAAGUCUAGUGAUUACCUCUUGUUUUGUCAUGCCUGUCUGAAUUAUUAACUCUUCUUUUUACACAGCUAAGAUGCUUCUUAGAUGACCUAAUUUGUAUUGCUGUUGCACAUCAAAAAAGCACUGUCACCCACCUUGUAUGGGUGACAAACACAUCUUUAAUUAUGGGCUUUUGAAAGAGUGCUUUAAGCUGAAUUUAGGCUCUUUUCACUGGGAGAUUAGUUCAUAUCUUAACAGUGCAGUCCAUCUGGAUGUUUUUGUCUUUGCCCAGUUGCAUCUCUUGAGCAUGUAAUAACAAUUUUCAGUUUAUUGGAGAGGAGAAGGUAAAACUCACAAGCAUGCAGUUUAAAAGAUAGUGCUUCCCUUUGACAGUUUUAGUCUGUUUUAGCCAAGUAAGUGAAAGACCAAGUUCACCUCUGAGCUGAAGAGAGUAGUAUUUUUGUAAUUUGUUUAAUCUGUUGCCUAUUUCUUUGCAUUAUAACGUAUGCAGUGGUGUCACCGUCAGUGGGACUGAGUACCAUGUUGUUAGGAGUUUGAGAGAGAGGCUGUUGUGCAGAGCUCUUUCUGUGCUUACAAAGAUAGUGUUUCGUUGACACUUUUGGUCUGAUUAUUACUUGUGCAGUAUGUAGGCCUUUGAGAAAAUGAUAAAAACAAUAAGUGUGCAAAUAAGGCACUCAACACUAAAUAAUGUCAAAUUUGUACUCUUAGGAACUGAGCUCAGGGUUGUAAAAUGUUUAAAUGGUUAUUUUAUGGUUUCAUAUUUCUUUUAAUUAACAGUAUUAAAACAAACGGUAAUGUAUGUCUCCACAAUUUAUUUACACCCACCAGUGAGGACCAUCUCACUUGUAAAUAGAAGUUGGAUCAAGUUUCUGUUCUUAAAGUUGGUUUUGGUGUUAAAACUGGGGAGACGUGGCACCUUUGAGAGAUGAUCAAAGUACAUUAAAUAAACAGUUUGCCCAUUUUCAUGCAGAAACGAACCGACAGUUUUUCCAGCCUGUUAUGUACUAAACUGUGAUUAAGAUAUGAGUGAGUCUUAAUGGAGAAUGUGAGUUUAUUCUUAUAGUUUUCCCACUUCUGAACAUUGAGCUCUACUGUUUUUCAGGAGUGAGUAUGAAAGUUCUUCAGACCUCUGUCCUUACAGUCUCAUCUCUCUCUCUCUUUUUUUUUUUUUUAAAUGGGUAUAUAAUUUUUUAUUGUUCGGUGUAAUUUUUAUUGCUGAGCAGAAGACUCAUGUAAAGUUCAAGCCUGGAUCUGCUCUUGUGCAUCUUGGUUAGAAAAGCGUAGAACGGAGUGAGGAGACCAGCACAGAGAGCCCUAAACAGGACCUUCAUCAAAGCGGUGCUUGGAGAGUGAUGGUCUUAAAAUGAAACGGUGCUGUGAGGGUGUUGGGCUGCCAUGCCUGUUUAAGGGUGUUGGUAUGGCCAGCUCCCAGCCUCCAAAGUACCUCCUCAUCUUCGACUUUGAUGAGACCAUCAUCAAUGAGAACAGCGAUGACUCCAUCAUCAGGGCAGCACCAGGGCAGGCACUUCCAGAGCACAUCCGUCAGACUUUCUGUGAGGGCUUCUACAAUGAGUACAUGCAGCGUGUCCUGACGUACAUGGGAGACCAAGGUGUCAAAAUGGGGGACUUCAAGACUGUAUAUGAGAAUAUUCCCCUGUCCCCUGGCAUGCCUGACCUCUUCCAGUUCCUCUCCAAGAACCAUGAAGUCUUUGAGAUCAUCCUCAUCUCCGAUGCCAAUAUGUUUGGCAUUGAAUGCAAUCUGAGGGCAGCUGGUUUCUACUCUCUCUUCCGCAAAAUCUUCAGCAACCCAUCCAGCUUUGACAAAAGGGGGUACUUCACCUUGGGGCCCUACCACAGCCACAAGUGCCUUGACUGCCCAGCCAACAUGUGCAAACGCAAAAUCCUAACAGAGUAUCUGGCAGAGAGAGCCCAGGAAGAGGUGGAGUUUGAGAGGGUCUUUUAUGUCGGAGACGGUGCCAAUGACUUCUGCCCUUCUGUGACUUUGACUUCAGCUGAUAUUGCUUUCCCACGGAAGGGCUACCCCAUGCACCGGAUGACCCAAGAGAUGGAGAAUAAGCAACCUGGAGCCUUCCAGGCCACUGUCGUUCCCUGGGAGUCAGCUACAGAGGUCACCUGCUAUCUCCAGGAGGUCCUCAAGAAGUGUUGAAGAUAGCUCAAAAGAGGCUUGUUUACUAUAAGCAUCUAGGAAAGGAGAAUCCUGGAGGGUCAGGUCCUCUACUCCAUGCUCAUCUGGCACUACUCACUGGGACUCCAAUUCCUGGGCUGCUUUCCUGCCUUUCUCUCCACGCUCCUUUCUCCCCAGUGGUAAAAGCACUUUCUCAACCCUCCCGACCCCAGCCUUUCCCUUUUCCAUUGCCAUGUUGAGAUGACGCCUUCUCUAUGCAGCUUGGACAUCAACUCCAGUGUCGGUGCUUGACAACACUAACAGUGUGUUUUUUUUUUUUUCCCUUUUGACUUCACAAGAGCAAUUCUUUAAAAUCCAGAAGCCAGCUUUCCUGAAAGCUGAGCCCUGCACAUCCUUCCUCUUGACUUCAACCUGCUCUCCCCCUGCUCAUCUUUGCUUGCCACGCAGAAACUGCGUGCUGUCACCUUCAACCUGAUGCUCUGAGGGCUCCUUGCCUCUUCAGGAAGCUAUUAGAAAUUUAAUCUAUGAAAUUUGUGCUGCCCAGGCUCCACAGCUUGACAUGCACCCCACGCCUUGCUCAGCUGGUGAGCCUUUUGCUGGAGUUAAUUGUUGCUUAAGACUAGUUUCUGGGGGAAAAAAAAAAAAAAAAAGAGUAGCAUAAAGCCUUUUGGAAAGGUGGUACCUUGCAAAAAA